CUAUGGAAUAAUUUUUAAUUUUAAAAAAUAGAUUUUCUCUCUGUUUCUAUAAACUUCUUUGUUUUGAAGGCUAGAAUAGAGCCACGACACACGACAUUUAAAAAGUUUUGUUAGUGAAUAGUGAAUGGAGUUAUUUCUGUGCUCAAGCCAUGUGCAAUACUAGGGUAUAACUAAAUAAAAACAUUACGUGUUAUUACUGCAUUUACUACUUUCUUAUCUGCAUGAUUAUGUUAUUUAUUAAUAUUUAUCUACAUGCUGUACUAAUAUUUAUAGAAAAUAAAAUUUCUACACCAGCAUAUCUCGAAACAUAUUUACAAUAUAGUUGAUAUACAAACAGAUUGUACUGUAAACUGCAUCUAUUAGCAUUAACUAAUGUUUUAAUUAAUUCUGAUAAUUUGUAUAUAAGUUAAUUAAAUUUUCAAUGCCAUUUGUAUAAAAAUGAAUCAAGAAAUUACAUUCAAAGUUUUAACUCUUAAUUGCUGGGGUAUUCCAUAUGUGUCGAAAAACAGAAAGGAACGAAUGCACGCUAUUUCUGAUCGACUAUCCUCAAGUGAUUACGACGUCGUUUGCCUUCAAGAAGUAUGGUCAAUAAAAGACUUUAAUAUGAUAAAAAAUAAAGUUAAAAAAAAACUGAUGUACUCACAUUAUUUUUACAGUGGUGUUCUGGGUUCAGGAAUUUGCAUUUUUUCAAAGUUUCCAAUCCAAGAUGUUAUUUUUCACAAAUGGUCUUUAAACGGAUAUGUUCAUAAAAUACAUCAUGGAGAUUGGUUCGGAGGAAAAGGAGUUGGACUUUGCAGAUUGAAAGUUUAUGAUGCCAAUGUUAAUGUUUAUGUAGCUCAUUUACACGCCGAAUAUGAUUCUGAGAAUGAUGAAUAUUCAGCACAUCGAGUCCUUCAAGCUUUUGAUAUGGCACAGUUUAUAAGAAUGACUGAACAAGGAGCAGAUGUUACUAUUCUUGGUGGAGAUCUUAACACGGGACCACAAGAUUUAGCUUAUAGAAUUAUAAGUGGUAUUCCUUCAUUAGUUGAUACUUGCUCAAGCUGUUACAGUGACAAAGGAACUAGCGAAUGUGCCAACAAUAGUUAUACACCUCGUAAAGUUGCCAAUCAAUCACCUAAAGGAAAACGAAUCGACCAUAUAUUGUACUUAGGAUCAAAAAAGUUUAAGGUAGAAGUUAUAAGUUGUCAGCAACCUUUUCCGGAAAGAAUUCCUGACAAAAAUUUUAGUUAUUCCGAUCAUGAAGCUGUUGCAGUCGAGUUCAAAUUAACAAAAGGAGAAUAUGAAGUAAUUAAUAAUGAUGUGAGACCCACAUUAAAAGAAGCCUUGCACGUAUGUCAAAAAUCCUUGCGGGAUGUAAAAAAGCAACGUUUAUGGUAUUCAAUGAUGAGUGUCAUACUUGUGAUACCUAUUAUUUACUCAAUAAGUCUCGACAUUACGUUUCAGUCUUUAGGAGCCGUUAUCGGAUUAAACAUUUUACGUCUUUUUAUUACUGCACUGAUUUGUUAUUCCUUGUUCAUGAGCUCCAUUUGGAAUUGCGUUGAACAAAACGCUCUGAAAGCUGGAUGUCUAGAAAUGGAAACUCAUUUAAAUUAUAUAAAUAGCAAAUUUAGUUAAAUCAAUUGAAUUAGGUAGUUAAGUUUUUGUUGUUUAGCUGACUGAGUAGUCUAUUUUUUUUAACUUUUAUCUAUUUAUUAAUAAUUGCGUCUUAAAUUAUGAUACUUGCCAAUGUGCAGGAUAUUCGAGCAUUUAAAAAUAAUAAUUUUACUCCAUU
This is a messenger RNA of Microplitis demolitor, 1771 nucleotides long. It is a transcript of the gene nSMase, whose product is annotated as putative neutral sphingomyelinase. The record is from RefSeq and is a predicted model, not a curated record. Gene Ontology annotation, cellular component: cytoplasm. Gene Ontology annotation, molecular function: sphingomyelin phosphodiesterase activity. The coding region runs from base 439 to 1614 and encodes 391 amino acids. Lineage: Eukaryota; Metazoa; Arthropoda; Insecta; Hymenoptera; Braconidae. The transcript has 7 exons.